Molecule: messenger RNA, 1272 nt
Organism: Eremothecium gossypii ATCC 10895
Lineage: Eukaryota; Fungi; Ascomycota; Saccharomycetes; Saccharomycetales; Saccharomycetaceae
Gene: CUS1
Product: U2 snRNP complex subunit CUS1
Exons: 1
Coding region: 1-1272 (423 amino acids)
Biological process (GO): mRNA splicing, via spliceosome
Cellular component (GO): U2-type spliceosomal complex; nucleus; U2 snRNP
Source: RefSeq, marked provisional
AUGCGGAUAAAGACUGCUGCAGCGAUGGGCGCAGCACGGAAGAGAAACCGCCAGCGGGGAAAGGCAGCCAGCGACCGCCGCUCGGAGCUUGCAGUGCUGGUGGAUGAACGGCGGCGCCAGCGCGCGCCAGGCGCGCCCCCCGAGGUGCCAGGCUCCGCGGCGCGUCGUACAGAGGUCGAUCCCGCAUUCGCGGAAGUCUUCGCGCGGUUUGAGGCUGUGCAGGCGCCGCCGCCGCCAGUUUCCAGUAGUGAGCCUGCGCCAGCGCCGCCGCAGGCAGAGACACCUGACUCAGAUGGGGGCUCCGCGCCCGCGGGUGCGCGACGGCGGGACCAACGGCCUGCGCUGGCCGAGCUGAAGGCGCUGGUGCCCCACCCCGAGCUAAUUCAGUGGUACGACUGCGACGCACAGGACCCCCACCUGCUCGUGCAUAUCAAAGCCUCCAAGAAUGUGGUGCCUGUGCCCGCGCACUGGCAGACGAAGCGAGAGUAUCUUUCGGGUCGCUCCCUGCUGGAGAAACGGCCCUUCGAGCUACCCGAUGUUAUCAAGCAGACGGAUAUCGAGUCUAUGCGCAACGCUCUGUCCGGUGUCUCCGAAGAUAAGACUUUGAAGCAGGAGGCGCGCGCGCGUGUACAGCCGAAGAUGGGGCGGCUGGACCUGGACUACGUCAAGCUGCACGACGCUUUCUUUAAGCUCGGACGCAAUUGGCGGCCGGACAUCAUGCUGCAGUAUGGUGACAUGUAUUACGAAAAUCGCAACCUGGACCAGGAGGCCCAUUGGACCCGCAUGCGCCGGCGCUAUCGCCCAGGACGCCUGUCGCUGCCACUGCGCAAGGCUCUGGGCCUUGCCGAGGGGCGCACCCCCGUAUGGUGCAAGAAGUGGAAGGAAGUCGGCCUCCCGCCCGGCUACCCCGGAUUCAAGGUCGCAGGGAUCAACUGGGAUAUGUCCAACCUCCGCGCGGACGUCUACGGUGAAUGGAAGCUGAGCGCACAUCCGCGUGCGCCGGAGCUGUUCGGGAGCAUCGUGUCCUUCGAGACUGACCAUGCCGCAUACACCGCCCAUCCCCGGGAACGCGGCCAACACACUACCCCCUCUACAGACAAGCCGGCGCCCGCGAAUGACCCACUUCCGCAGGAACUGCACGUGGGGCCCGCCAGCUCCGAGGCGCAGGAACCUGCCCCUGUCACGAAGUCGGUGCCCAAGACCGAAGACGCGCUUGGCGAUCGGUUUAAGACACUACCAGAAAAUGACGUCGUCGACAACUUCCAGUUCUGA